AUGCAAGAAACAAGGAGUCAAAUAGAUACUGUAAGACGUAUAGCAAACAAUGCACGUACGGGAUUGGAUACUUUACGAGAAGCACAAAAUACACUAAAGGAAGCAAAUGAUAUUCUUGGCUCAGUAUCAGACAUGCAUGAAGAUUGGCUUAAAUGUAUUGACAAAUCUUUAAAAAAUCACAGUCAGUCUAUUGCUGACUACAAGAAAAGUAUAGAUUUUUUACAUAGUGCUAUGGACGUACAUGAUGGAAGCAUAAGGAACUUACUUAAUGCUAACAAUAACUUACCAGGAACUAUUAAAGCAUUUAUAAAGUCCUUUGUAAAACCCGGUGCUCUAACAUUUAGGUCUUUGAGAGCAAGAGCAUUGAAGUCAAGAGAUGCAGAAACUCCAGAAGAACCACCAAAACCAACAGCUAAUGAAAUAUUGUUCGAAUAUUUUCCAAGGUACUCUGUUCUCAUUGCAUACAUUCAAGAAAUACUUAAGAAAGCAGACUUGACUUUAGGAGAUGAUGAAAGUUCUGUAUAUCUUUCGUUCCAGUUUCAAAUAGCAGAACUUUUGAGACAGAUAUGCUUAAUGUAUGACAACAUCUCUGAUUUCACAAGAUAUGAUGACGACCAUGACCCCGAACACGGUGAAGAAGAAGUUUUACAAACAUCCAUUAAGACAGGAAAGGUUUUAACUCAAAGUCUCAUUAUUGACACCAAAGAUGGCGAAGUGGACGUUCUUCAAGAGCUGAAGAAAAAUACUUCUUCGGGAGGUGGUGGUAGGCAUGAACUUGAAAUAAAUGAGAUAGAAGAGAAAUUAGCCGAAAAAGCAGAUAAAGAACAUAAACACAAUAUCUCCGAUAUAAAUGAACUUCAAGCUACAUUAAAUAGUAAAGCAGAUAAAAACCAUGUUCAUUAUAUAACUUCAGAUGAACAGAUUAUAACGGACUACCAUGGAUAUUUAACACAGGAUGAAAAAGUGAAGACGGAAGAUGUUAAUGAAAGAAGAUAUAAAUACAU
Molecule: messenger RNA, 1004 nt
Organism: Trichomonas vaginalis G3
Lineage: Eukaryota; Parabasalia; Trichomonadida; Trichomonadidae
Product: organellar and viral DNA polymerase type B
Exons: 1
Source: RefSeq, a predicted model, not a curated record